Alnus glutinosa is the source of this 3496-nucleotide messenger RNA. Its product is annotated as NAD-dependent protein deacylase SRT2. Bases 199 to 1293 code for a protein of 364 amino acids. NCBI's taxonomy places the organism in Eukaryota, Viridiplantae, Streptophyta, Magnoliopsida, Fagales, Betulaceae. The record is from RefSeq and is a predicted model, not a curated record. The transcript has 10 exons. Gene Ontology annotation, molecular function: NAD+ binding; NAD-dependent protein lysine deacetylase activity.
CUCUAUUCCCGGUGGACCAAAACUGGAAGAAAUAUAAACUACCUCCGACGCGUCCAAUGCUUAAGAACUUGGAUGAGACUGACAAUAACCUGAUUAGCCUCGGCUCUUCUCUCUGCCAAAAUUUGAUCAUCUUUGCCGACAGAUUCACAGAGAAGGAGAGUUCAACGUACUAGAUAUCGAAUUUGCAAAGGCAAUUAAAUGGCCAUGUUCAUGCGCUUGCCAUUCCCCCCACCCUUCUUCCCUAGCUCCAGAAGUGCAAGUGAAAUGCUGGGGGGCCUCAUGCCAGGUAUUUUUCAAUUAAGUAGCAAAAAUUGGCAAUCUCCGAGCAGAGGAAGAAGAGUCAUAUUGUUUCAGGUCCCUGUAAAAUCUGUACAGACGUCAUGUCGGAUUUCAAUCCCUGGUAUUUCAUCAGGGAGAGAAGAAAAGGUGCCUUCAAAAUUUUUGAGGGACAAGAAGUUGGUUCCUGAUUCAGAUCCUCCUAGCAUCAAUGAUGUGAACUUUUUGUAUCAAUUUUUUGAUCAAAGCACGAAGCUCAUGGUAUUGACUGGAGCUGGGAUUAGCACAGAAUGUGGAAUUCCUGAUUAUAGAAGCCCGAAUGGAGCUUAUAGUUCUGGUUUCAGACCAAUUACACAUCAGGAGUUUCUCCGAUCAAGUCGAGCACGCAGGCGGUAUUGGACCAGGAGCUAUGCCGGAUGGAGACGGUUUACUGCAGCACAGCCGAGUGCGGCUCAUACCACUUUAGCAUCUCUAGAAAAAGCUGGCCAGAUAAAUUUUAUGACUACACAAAAUGUUGACAGGCUGCAUCAUCGUGCUGGUAGCAACCCACUUGAACUACAUGGGACUGUGUAUACUGUAGUUUGUCUAGAUUGUGGUUUUUCCUUUUGUCGGAAUUUAUUUCAGUACCAAGUGAAGGAGCUAAAUCCAAAGUGGGCAGCAGCGAUUGAAAGCUUGGACUAUGGCAGCCCUGGGUCAGCCAAGAGCUUUGGCAUGAAGCAAAGACCCGAUGGUGAUAUUGAAAUUGAUGAAAAGUUUUGGGAAGAGGAUUUUCAUAUUCCUACUUGCGAAAAAUGCAAUGGUGUGCUCAAACCUGAUGUUGUUUUCUUUGGUGACAAUCUCCCCAAGGAUAGAGCUGAUAAGGCAAUGGAAACUGCAAAAGGAUGUGAUGCGUUUCUUGUACUAGGAUCAUCUCUGAUGACCAUGUCUGCUUACCGCCUUGUUAGAGCAGUUAGAAUCCUUGAACAAAUCCAGAAAAACACAGAGAAACACUGGGUCGUACAGUCAGAUGAAUGUUGAUAUCAAUUGUAGAGCCAAAUCCUUCACCUACUUUGUCAAGAGCGACCAUGGCUCUUCUAAUUGUCUGAGCAUUUCUUCCUUGGGGUAUUUUGUCAAGUGCGACAGCUGGCGAGCAGUGGAGGAGAUCCGUGGAUGAGAUGUGAGAUUUGGGUUGUCUUUUUGGGUUUUUCGGCUAGUUUUGGGUGUGUUUCAAGUCGUUUUUUGAGAAACAAUGAAGUUUUUGUGGCUAAGGUGCAAUUUUGGUUGUGUAUUGGGGCUAUUUGGUUGGAUGUUUGAACUCAAGACGUCAAAAAUGAGUCAAACCUCGGAAACUCACGACAAGGGGAUAGAGAGUUAGGUGACCUCUCAUAGUGAGAAUCCAACUCUCCAUAUAGGAGACUUAAGAUGUUGGGAGACUUGUUGGAGACUUCGUGGUCGUCCUGCAAGAGUUCGAGGGCGUCAUUCAAGAGGUGGAACAAGGCCUUGGGCCAAUCAUACUUAUAUGAUAGAGAAGAUUGUUUCAGCACCAGAUUCUGGUUCUACUUUUGGUGAUACUGGUGUUUUUAGCAAGGAUGAGGUAAACAUACUUCUUUGGCUUAUUUCUCAAUUGGAAACAUCUGCUACUUCAUCCUCCUUUACCCAUGCUGGAAAUUUGGCCACGAUUCUAAAUGCAUCUGCUACUAUUUCACGAUUCUUGGGUCAUCGACUCGGGGGGCUUCAAUCAUAUGACUAGUAUAUCAUUUUUUUUUCCUUAUAAUCUUUGUUUUGGCAGGGAAAAAGAUAGAAUAAAUAAUGGUUCUCAAUCGUCAGUUUCUAGUAAAGGCUCCAUUACUGUCACACCUUCUAUGACAUUGUCAUAAGUCCUUCAUAUACCAGAUUUUGCAGCUAAUUUAUUGUCCAUUGCACAUAUUACCCGUGAGUUAAAUUGUAGAAUCAUCUUCUAUUCUGAUUUUUUUUUUUUCCAGGACCUAGUCACAGGGAGGAUAAUUGGUAGUGGUAGCUUGAGAGAUUGUCUAUACCAUCGGGAUUCUCAGCCCACGACACAAGGUUGAUUGACAUAGGCUUAUCACACUAUUUGGUAGAAUGACUCUGCAACAGGAAUUUGGCUUCAGCGGUUAGGGGAUCCUUUUUUGCUAUUGCAACGAAUGUUUCCUUCCUUAUUUCUGCACAAUAAUGUUUCUAAGUUUCAGUGUGAAACUUGUGAACUUGCUAAACAUCAUCGAGCAUCAUUUUCUCCUAGUAUAACUAAAGUGAUGCGCUUUUUGUUCUUGUUCAUACUGAUCGUUGGGGUCCUUCAUGGGUGAUUUCUUUAUCUGGUCAUCAGUGGUUUGUAUCCUUUAUUAAUGAUUUUCUCGGACCACUUGUGAUGUAUCUGUGUUUCAGAUGUUUCACAAAAUGAUUCAGACCCAGUUUAACAUCUUUAUCAAAAUUGUCCAUUUUGACAAUGGAGGUGAGUAUAUGUCAGGUGAUCUUGGUAUAUAUUUUGGUGAACAUGGCAUUAUCCAUCAAACCACUUACGUCGAUACUCAACAGAACGGAGUUGCUGAGUAAAAAAAUUGGCACAUUCUUGAGGUAACUAGUCCUUAAUGCUUGAUACGCAUGUUCCCAAAUCUUGUUUGGGUAAUGCCUUGCUCAUCGUUACAUAUCUCAUCAAUAGGACGUCUUCUCAUGUCUUAGAUUUCAAAAUACCUCUUGAGGUGUUGUCUCCACCUCUCUCUACUUGGUGUCUCCCCAAAGGUUUUUGAUUGUGUUUGUUUUGUUCAUAUUCAUGGUCCAUCUCGGGGUAAGUUAGAUCCUCGUGCUCUCAAAGCUAUUUUUGUGGGUUAUUCUCCUACUCAAAAGGAAUGUAAAUGUUAUCAUCCCCUAUCGCAAAAACAUUAUGUCUCGAUAGAUGAUACUUUUUUUGAAACGUAACCAUAUUUCUCAUCCACCCAAACUCCUUUCCAGGGGGAGAGUUCGAGUGGAAAAAAGAAGUUUUCUAUAAGUAGUCCUUUACUUGUCCUUGCUCUUGUACUAGAGCAGGACAAACAACAACCAUUUGUAAUGAGUCUCCUACUGGUCCUACUGAUGAGACAUAUGAGCCACUUGUGGAGGAGUUAAGAGUUUACUCCAGACGCCAAAAAAGUCAGACUAUCCUUGAUGCUAUUUGCCAAACAUCUAACCUUGACUCAAGUAAUACUACUUCUAUUCCUAAUUUAAACUCGCCAACAAGUUCAAAUUAGUA